Messenger RNA from Doryrhamphus excisus (bluestripe pipefish), 3704 nucleotides. RefSeq names its product cylindromatosis (turban tumor syndrome) 3 (gene cyld3). The record is from RefSeq and is a predicted model, not a curated record. NCBI's taxonomy places the organism in Eukaryota, Metazoa, Chordata, Actinopteri, Syngnathiformes, Syngnathidae. Gene Ontology annotation, molecular function: cysteine-type deubiquitinase activity. Gene Ontology annotation, biological process: protein deubiquitination.
UGUUGAACUUUUGUGACUUCCCAUUGGCUGACGCUGCCUCUGUCUCCCUGCUUCCGGCUUUGCUAGUUUGGUUUGUUAUGGGAGUUCUUGAUUUUUACCUGACUUGAGUGCCUUUGGUGAAGUCGCAACAUGCCAGGAGCCCAUGACUUCAAACGAACUGGACGCCCCCAGAAAGUGUACUUGAUCUCGACCGACCAGUAUAUUCAGAGCCAUGAGGAAGGUCCCAUUUGCCUUCUGCGGGGGACAAUGUGUGUGGAGAAGCCUCUCAAGAGCAGAGGCGAGCUCGUGUGUAUAAAGGUACUGGAAAAAGCCAUCACCCUGUCAGUGGAGAGAACGGUUCUUCUGGAGGUACCAAGUGACUUUGUUGGCCUGUUGGAGCCGGUGGAACCAGAGACUCGCCUGAAACUACUAAGCAAUCCUCAGAAGUUGUAUGACUUGACCAGUUUGCCGAUCGGCACCCCCCUUUUGGUCCGCACCGGACCUGGGGAUGACUUUUCAGAGGCUGUACUCAAAUAUUUUGGACCUCUGACACCAGGGACCAGAGCUCGUUUUUUUGGGGUGCAGCUCUUGGGCUCAGCAGCGGGAAAAGGCAAAGGAACUGGAAAUGAUCUCUUCACCUGCCCAGAUGGAAGUGCCAUUUUUCUCCCAAUCAGCCACAUCCAGCCCCGACACUGGACCCGCAGUCCAGAUGGCCAAGAAAGGCAGCGUCAACCCCGCCGCAGUGUCACCCGUCGUCGUCCCGCAAACAUGCAGCCCCAAAGUAAUGGGCACCACUCGGAGCGCUGGCCCCUGCCACCCGCGCGUAACAGCCAGCCCCAGUCGCUGGGUGUUCUCCCCGGAGCGACUGAGCAGUCGCAUGCAGCAACUGUGAGUGUUGGUCAACGAGUUAGCAUGUCCGUGGAGGGCUCUACCGUUAGCGGAGAGGUGCGCUUCUGUGGUCCCCUGCCUGGUCGGUCUUCAUCUGAGACCUACGUUGGCGUCCUCCUGGACACUCCGGCUGGCGAUUGGGAUGGGCGUCAUAGAGGAGAGAAGCUGUGUCAAAUUCCUUAUGCCGCAUAUGGAAAGCUCCUACCAGCAUCUGAGGUGUUCCCAGAGUCCCAGCAUCCCAAAAUCCCUCCCCCUCAAGCUCUGAAAUCCAUCAUGAACACUUCACCAACCACGACCAAACCUGUGACGACGCCUACAUCUGCCCCCAAAGUGGCCCUGUUGCCCCCCAACAAAAAAAACCCAAAACCUGUUCCUCCGCCACCGCCACUCAAGCUGGCCCACAAUCACUUACCCCCGCCCCCUCCCCCACCACCUAAGCCAGCGGACAUUGUGAUCCCUGCAGUACGUUCCACAAACGGCAUGCACAGUCCACCCUCGCCCCCCAUGUCAGCAGAUGUAGAUGAGGCACAGGGAGAGCACACGGAGACCCUGGAGGUGGGCUCCAUGGUGGAAGUGAACGAUCCGCCCCUUUAUGGGGUGAUUCGCUGGAUUGGGAACAUUAGUGGCGUUCCAGAAGUGGUGGCAGGCAUCGAGCUGGAGCAGGAGCUGGCGGCCGGAACUGACGGCCGGUACCUCAACAAACGCCACUUCCGCUGUCCACCCAACAAGGGGCUCUUUGUCAAGCUUUCUAACUGCAGGCGGGAUUCCAGAUUUCCCGCUCCGGAAGCCCGUGUCAAUCAAGUGGAGCGCUGCAACUCCAUAGCCUUCGCAGAGUGGGGCAGCGAACGCGUGGAGGACCACACGCCUCCAGUGGAGGGUGAUGAGGCCAAGGAGCUGUACCAGGGCUGGAAGAGAGGCAUCCAGGGUCACCUCAACUCCUGCUACCUGGACGCUACGCUCUUCAGCCUCUUCGCCUGCUGCAGUUCAGCAGACUGGUUGUUAUUUUGGCCUUCGGAAGAGGACCAGAGCUCGAGCCGAGCACAGGACCUGCUGCGCUGUGAGAUCGUCAACCCGCUGCGGAGGCACGGCUAUGUGUGUGCCAGUAAGACCAUGGCUUUGAGGCGACUGCUGGAGGCCGCCAACAGAAACGCAGGUUUCACCAACCAGGAAAAAGAUCCGGAGGAGUUCCUCAACAAGCUCUUCCAGCUCCUCCGAGUUGAGCCGCUCCUCAAGAUCAGGUCAAUGACGCAAAAGCCGCAGGAGUGUCACCUCUACCAGCUCUUUCCGCCUCACGCUCCUCCUUCAUCGUCCUUGCCAUCCUUCCCUGAUGAGGCCCCCGUUUUGUUGCCCUCACCACUAUUCAGCCGCAUGAAGGUAGCUAGCGUGCAAACCCUGCUGGAGUCGUCCUUCCUCCACGCCGGCCUCAAGUUUGUGGAGGCUCCCUCUUGCCUCUUACUGCUCAUGCCUCGCUUUGGGAAGGACUUUAAGAUGUUUGAUGCCAUCUUGCCCACCCUUGACAUUGACAUCACAGACCUGCUGGAUGACACACUGAGGCAGUGCAGCAUCUGUCAGGCCGUCGCCCAAUGGGAAUGUGUGCAGUGUUACGAAGACCAAGACAUCACACCCGGGCAUCUCAAACAGUACUGUCACACCUGCAACACUCAGGUCCACCAUCACAAGAAGCGGGGCUCCCACUCCCCGGUUGAGAUUGGCAUCCCCGAAGCGGCGUUGAGUGGCCCAAUCAACUGUGCCCGUCAGCACAUGUCUCUCUUCGCCGUGACGUGCAUCGAGACAAGCCAUUAUGUCAGCUUUGUCAAAUACGGGCCUCUGUCCUCUGACUGGCUCUUUUUUGACAGUAUGGCCGACCGUGAAGGAGGUGAGAAUGGCUUCAAUGUGCCCCUGGUGAAACCCUGCCCGGAGGUGGGCGGCUACUUCAGCCUGUCGGAGGAGGAGCUUAGCAGAGUUGACCCCGCGACCUUCCGGGAGCCUGCUCGCCGGCUGCUGUGUGACUCCUACAUGUGUUUAUAUCACAGCCUGGAGCUGAGUCUCUACAAGUGAACCUCUCACAUCAGUUAUCUUAAAAUGUUCUUUGUGUUAAAAUCUUUCAUAGCUGUUUCUCACUUGUCAGUUGAAUGAGUUGAAAAUAAUUGAAGUAUUUAUUGAACACACUGUUUACAGAAUUCUAAUCGAUGUUUGUACAUGUACACGUUACAGUUUGCUUUGCACUGCUGAGAUGUCUCUUGAAUGUUUGCACUACAUUUACAGUUGCACACCAAAUUUAUUCAUUCAUUUUAUGACGCUUAUCCUCACGAGGGUCGUGGGGGUGCUGGAGCCUAUCCCAGCUGUCUUCAGGCAAGAGGCGGGAUACACCCUGGACUGGUCACCAGCCAAUCACAGGGCACAUAUAGACAACCAACCAUUCACACUCACAUUCAUACCUAUGGACAAUUUGGAGCCGCCAAUUAACCUAGCAUGUUUUUGGAACAUGGGAGGAAACCGGAGUACCCGGAGAAAACCCAACACGCUUGAGGAGAACAUGCAAACUCCACACAGAGAUGGCCGAGGGUGGAAUUGUAAUAAUUUGUAAUUUAUUAUUUUGUAAUUUAUUGUAAAUUCUAUUUCUCUGCAAUGUGUACAAACUUGCAGUAGUCUACAAUAAACCCAACAAAAUUAAAACAAUUUAGACAGCACAUCUAAUGCUAAAAAGUGUUUACGAUGACUAGUUAGUUUUUAAAUUGGUCACUUGAUACUUUUUAGAAAUGUUAAUGUUUUAACAUUGGUGUUGAAUAAUUUGUAUGCAUCUGUCAGCCAUGAGGUCCAAACUUGAAUUUUUUUGA